ACAGGUUCCGUUUUUCCGGGCCCCCGGGAGCUUUCGCUUUCGCUUUCGGUUCCAGCUGGCGUCUGAGCCCCGCGGGAGCCGCCCGCCCAGUCCGCGCCGGCCGCCGCCCGCGUCCCGCCAGCAGCUCUCCGACGGGCAGCGCGCCCCCGCCGCGGCCAUGGCGCAGGCUGGCGUCCUCGGCGAGGUGACCCAGGUGCUGUGCGCGGCCGGGGGCGCCUUGGAGCUGGAGGAGCUGCGGCGCCGCUUGCGGGAGGGCGUCGGCAACGACGCGCUGGAGCGGCUGCUGCGGGACCGCGGCCGCUUCGCGGUGGCAGCGAGGGCGGGCGGCGCGGCGGCCUCCGCGCAGCGCGUCGUGGUGGCCGUCUCGGCGCUGCGCCUGUGCCGCGCGUACCAGAGCCCCAAGCCGGGCUGCGUGGGGCUGUGCGCUCAGCUGCACCUCUGCAAGUUCUUGGUCUACGGGGCCUGCAAGUUCAUGAGGGCCGGGAAGAACUGUAGAAACAGUCACAGCUUGACGACAGAUCACAACCUGAGUGUGCUGAGAACUCACGGUGUUGACCACCUCAGCUACAGUGAGCUCUGCCAGCUUUUGUUUCAGAAUGACCCCUGGCUUUUGCCAGAGAUCUGCCUUCAUUACAACAAAGGAGAUGGACCCUACGGCUCUUGUUCCUUUCAAAAGCAGUGUAUCAAACUCCAUAUCUGCCAGUAUUUUUUACAGGGUGAAUGCAAGUUUGGCACUGGCUGUAAGAGAUCUCAUGAUAUCUCUAAUUCUGAGAAUCUGGAGAAACUGGAGAAGUUGGGCAUGAACUCCAAUCUGGUGAACAGGCUGCCUUCCAUAUACAGAAAUGCUCACGACAUCAAGAAUAGGAGCUCCACCUCCAGCAGAGGGCACCCUCCUCCUCCAGGCCCACAGGCCACUUCUGAAAGAAGAGAUAGUUCAGGUUGUGUAUCCCCAAACAGUGCUAACCAGGAGGAGAAUGAUCAGAUCUGCUUGUACCACAUCCGGAAAAGUUGUAGCUUUCAAGAUAAGUGCAAUAAAGUUCAUUUCCAUUUGCCAUAUCGAUGGCAGUUCUUGGACAGAGGCAAAUGGAAGGAUUUGGACAAAAUGGAGCUUAUUGAAGAGGCAUAUAGCAAUCCCAGAAAAGACAGGAUCCUCUGUGCUGAGUCAGCCAGCAACUUUCACUUUGACUGUCUAGACUUUGACUCCAUGAUGUUUGGUGCUGCCCCAGCCCGCCGCCUCUCCACAGCCUCCUCGGUUACUAAACCUCCACACUUCAUCCUCACCACUGACUGGGUUUGGUACUGGACUGAUGAGUUUGGUUCUUGGCAGGAGUAUGGAAGACAAGGCAUGGAGCACCCCGUGACCACCGUCUGCAGCAGCGAUUUGGAGAAGGCCUACCUGGCAUACUGUGCACCUGGGUCUGAUGCCCAGACAGCCAUUCUGAAGUUCCAGGCUGGAAAGCACAAAUACGAGUUAGAUUUCAAAGCCUUUGUUCAGAAAAACCUGGUCUAUGGCACGGUCAGAAGGGUUUGCCGGAGACCCAAAUACGUGUCUCCCCAGGAGGUGAAGGUGAAGCAAACCUGCAGUGUCAAGUUUCAAGGCCCGAAGAGCAUCCCAGACCAUUGGGACCCCUCGGCCCUGCCAGACCCUGGCUUCAAGAAGAUUGCCCUCAGUUCUGCAUCGGAUGAAUAUCAGAAGGUCUGGAACCUCUUUAACCGCACGCUGCCUUUCUACUUUGUUCAGAAGAUCGAGCGAGUCCAAAAUCUGGCCCUCUGGGAAGUCUACCAGUGGCAAAAAGGGCAGAUGCAGAAGAGAAACGGAGGGAAGGUGGUAGAUGAGAGGCAGCUGUUCCAUGGCACCAGUGCCAGUUUCGUUGAUGCCAUCUGCCAGCAGAACUUUGACUGGAGGGUCUGUGGUCUUCAUGGUACUUCUUACGGCAAAGGGAGCUACUUUGCCCGCGACGCCGCAUAUUCCCACCAUUACAGCAAAUCUGACACCAAGUCCCACACGAUGUUCCUGGCCCGGGUGCUGGUCGGGGAGUUCGUCCGAGGCAGCGCCUCCUUCGUCCGCCCCCCGGCCAAGGAAGGCCACGGCAACGUCUUCUAUGACAGCUGCGUGAACAGCAUGUCCGAUCCCUCCAUCUUCGUGAUCUUCGAGAAGCACCAGAUCUACCCUGAGUACAUCAUCCAGUACGCCAGCUCCACGAAGCCCGUGGCGGGGGUCUCCACCCUCUUCUCCUUAGCGUCUUUCUUUGGCGGCCGGCAGUGAGCGUGCGGUGAUGCUUUUAGUGCCUUUCAGGCUUCUUGUCCUUGGAGUAGCUAUUUGGGAAAGUUUUCUUCUUUUUUUCUUUUAACAGAAAACUUUUUAAUGAACUGUUCAUUUAGCAUUGACUUCCUGAUGAAGUUACAUUCUUAAUCUCUCACUGAUGAUAGUUUUUAGUUUUAAGCCACUUUUGGGCUCAUUAGUAAACUAACCAGAAGUGACUGUAGGUGGGCCUAUUAUUACUUUUUAGUAGUGUGUUAAAAUUUUAUUAUUUACACUCUUUGUUGACUUGGCAGCUGAUGGGCACCAGGCACAGAGUUUCUAGAUACUAUUUUAUGGAUUGAUUUUAGAUUUAAGUUGCUUUCUCUGCAGUGAGUGGUUUGGUUUUUCAGGGUCUCAGUGGCAUCUCAUUUAAUUUUUUGUCAGAAUGACACAGUAGUCAUCGGUACAGGCGGCAGUCACUGUGUCUGUGGCUCUGGCUCUGAUCCAGGCAGCUCUUCUCCUGGGCUUCUGGCCUUGGAAUGGCCCGUAUAUCACAGGGUUAGAGCAAGUGGCUACUGUGUGGUGUCACCGCAGUCCUGUCAGUUGCCCUGUGUCCUGGCAGGGUCAGCAUCCCUCAGAGGAAGCGCUUUAAUCCUGGCAGGUGACAUGGUCCCCCCAAGGGCCCCAGGCUCUGCCCACCAACACCCGUUGCCGCAUCUCCUGAGUACACUGGACACCCUCCAGAUGUGGGUUUUAUGUUCCUGUGAGAUUGGAAUACCUGUGCUGCAAAUGUCACAACAGAGUAUGGAAAUAAAAAAUAUUUAUCUGAGGUGGGCAACAAGCAAAGCUCAUUCUUCAGCGUCUGUUAUCGAGCACCUGCUGGAUACAGGCACUAUUCUGGGUGUCUGGAUAUAACGGAGCCUCCAUUACUGGCCUCGGGGGCUGUGUGUGGACUUACCCAUGGGGCUGAUGAACUUGAGGGUUCAGGGCCCCUCACUUGCUGGGGCUGUCUCCACAACCGUUGCAGGGGUGGGUCCUAACUAUGUGGCCACAUGGUCAUACAUCUCAGUUAAAUGCGUAAAAAUUACAUAUUUGGAUUUUUUUCCUUCUCCAACCCCUAUAAAUCCCAAGUUCCACAAAACCCAGAUUGGCUACUGAGUAGUGUGUGUUGUAGAUAUGUGUGUGUGUGUGUGUGUGUGUGUGUGGUGGGGUGCAUUCUGUGAGUGUCGUCCACACACAGCAGGUUAUGGGAGUCUCUACCGGGUGCUGGCUGGCUCUGCUCUGGGGGAGGAGGGGCUGACAGGGUGGCUCCGUGUUAUGAAGUGGCUGUACCUGUUGGUCUCUGGGUUUAGUCCUCAGCAGUGGGCGUCUCACCUCCCCUACACCUUUCCUACCCAUCCCCCCACCUUCCUAGUACAGUGUGUCCACCCCAUGUGAUGUCUUCACUUCUGCUUUGUCCUCACAUUCUCAGUUUAGUUCUUUCCCUCUUUGGAGCGGGGUUAGGGAGUGCUCUGGAACUUUACACAGGUCAGCCAGUCAAGACCAGUCAUAACUGAAUUUUAUGACCGGGGGAAUGAAACAACAGUACUAUCUUACCCACCCGCAGGGCUGGUCACCUGGUUGUACAUGGUGUGAUUUUCAGAGCCCCCAGAAUAUUUCCCCCAUGUCCUGACUAAUCGUAAGUUUUAUUCAUUGCUUUUUGAUUAAGUCAUGGUCCUACUAUAGCAGGUGUGUGUUGGGGGGGUGCAGAGUGGUGUCAGGGAGAACCAUUAAAUCAGGUGCUUGCCUGCUACGUCUUAAAUAGAAGUGAUUCCAUGCUCAUUAACCACGUGGCUGCUGGGAGCUUAGUAGUGGGUGGCAUGGAUGGUCUGGGAGUGUGGGUGGGAAGAAUGGCUGGAGAACGGUAGGAGGUGAUCACACGCUCCAGAAUUGGCAAGUGAGCUACGAAGACUCAUCAAAUCCAGAGGCCCUGGAUUUGCUCAUCUUUGAGAAAGCAAGCCAGGAAGAACACCUACUUGUAGGAUCAGAAAUUUGAGAGAAGGAUGGGGUCCAUCUUGCCAGAUUGUUGGGAUGGGGUGGGCACUGUGAUGGGAAGAUGUCAAAAUGACGGUAAUUCUCUUAGUGUAAAAACGUGGUGGGACCCAGGGUGUGUGUGUGUGACUGACAGGUCAUGAGGACACGGUUGGGAUACAGCUAAAGGGUUUUGUGGAAGACCCAGGCAGUGCCAUCUCCUGCCCCGUUAGCUAGUGUUGUGUGUGUAUGGUGGGAUUUCAGGAGAGCUAGGGAUUGUGGGUUGAAACCAUGGAAGAGCCGAGUCUAGCAAUUCUAGAACAUUAAGAAGCUUCCCUGUUUUUUUUUCCCCCUGCUGUUUCUAAACAUGGUGAGCACCUGGACAGAACAGGUGAGGGAAGCCAAUGGAGCUGAUGGGCUCCGGUACCAGGCAUAGGCUGUGCCCUUAGGAGGAAGCCACAUGCUCAGCUGGGCCCUUCUGCAGGAUUGAGGUUACUUGAUGGCCAUAGGGGGUCAGAGAUUGGGAGACGGGCAGGGCAGUCUGGGAAGACAGGUUAGAUCCCCAGGAAUGGGAAUGUGUGGCUUUCUCCAGUGGGUCUGAGCCUCAGGGCCAGACGUGUCAGAGAGGCUUGAUCCCUGAGAGGAGCAGUGGUGGCAAGCAAGGUUGCAGAAAGGGCUGUGUGAUGGGCUGGCCAGGCAGCACCCAGGGCUGGGACAGUGGUGGGUGACGAAGCUGCCUUCCUAUCUCUGGGGAGGCCAGAAAGUGAGAAGAGGGCUCUCUAGGGAAGGACUUUGGGGGAAAGCUUGGGGUCCUUUUGGCUGGAACAGGAGAAGACCAAACGGCAGAGGCAGGAUCCACAGCCAUGGAUCCGUGAACACCUGUUGUGCCAGCUCUCCUGAAACAGCGUAAAGGUGGUCAGCCUCUGGGUAUCCAGGCUUACAGAUUCCCGCUCAGAAUGUUAUCUAUGGGGCAUUUAGCCCCUUCGUGCUGCGCACAUGUUACAUAGAGGAGGGAGCUUUGAUCUAGGACAGCUCCCUUGUUUUACAGAUGAAGACAAUGAGGCACAGGAGGAUGUGGAAAGACCAGCAGUCAUGACCACACACAGCUGGUGGCAGAUGUGGGAUUCACCCUGCAAGCUCUCUGUUGAAUUUUAACUUCUCAGCAACACGACAGUUUUAAUAAAUUCACCUCAGUAUUUGAUUCUUUGAUCAAAAUGAAGAGAAGUUACGAUGCCUUUAGUGCAUUUUAGGCUCUAUCACUCUUCUGUGCAUUAAAACAUUAUAAAGUUAGUAUUAGCUUACCUAGGAAAAUCAAAGCAAAAGAAAGCUUUUGAGCCACUUGUCGGAGUUAAGCUUCCGAUAAAUAUAGUUUUUUAAGUUAGACACCAUAAUGUACCGGAAGUUGGAAAGGCCCACGAGGUGGUGCUGUUAGGGCAGCUCACCGGAGUGUCCCCGUGUCCUCUGCCCUGUAGAUUCCUUCCAUCCUGAGGCUAGGACUUCCUUCAAAACCCUGAGUUCUCAGUCACGUUGACAAAACUACAUUUUUGCCUAUUUAUCAGCAAUCUCUUAUUGAGAGGUGGGUCAGCGGUUCCUACACCAUCAGCAAAGUUAAAACUAAGUGCAAGAAACAUUUAUUAAAUGUUCAGGAACAUUUGGGAAAAGUUAUGUAAAGACCUCUUUUAUACUUGCAUGGUGGGCACCCUUUCAGUUGCUUCAGUGAUGUUUUCCCCGAAAUCUGAAUUUCCACAUCAAGGUUUCCUUUGCAUUUGGGGGGUGUCCUCAUAAAACUGUCAGCGAGAGACAAUCUUGAUGUAGACACCAUUCUUCGGACCUAGGGCAGAUUUGGAUUCUAGCUGCAGUGGUACCUAAAAUAGCGGAGAUUAAGAUACUUGUUAUAGCUAACCACAUCUAUAGGAAAGCUUUUUGGAACUGGGCCUGAAGUGGGGUUGUGGAAAUUUGAGAGAUAGCAGGGCUGAGGGAGCAGAGCAGCCUCCCCAGCACGGCCUUGAGAGGCCAGCAAAGCUGCCGCUCAGGGAGGCUGGGCGCUGGGGCCCCACCAGCACAUGGGUGCUCGGCCCUUUUGUCCAUGUUAAAAAAAUACUGUAAGUAAGGAGGGUACUCAGUCCCACAUUUAUCCUCCCAAGAAGCCUGUGUAAGAGGUACUGGUGGCUCACUUUGCAAAUGAAGAAAUGGAAGUUCAAAGAGGCCAAGUGACAUGUCUAAGGUCACGUGCCUGGAAAGUGAAGAGCAAAGUCUCAAACUGUCCCCUCUCCUACUAUUCUCUCUCCCUGGUGCCCUGCCAGUAGCCAAGCAGCAUCCCCUCUUUUCAAGUGGCUUUGGGAGAGUGGCUUCAUACUGUUCCCUUCUCAUGAGUGCUGUGGUCUAGCCUCACUGCCAUUCAGAAAGCUUUCCUUAUGUCCAGCUUACAAGGAGAUGGGUGGUGGACUGGGGACUUGGAAUAAAAGCCCAAGAAUUACUCAAGAAGCAGGGUGUCCCCCUGAGCCCCGUGUAAAAUGAUGG
This is a messenger RNA of Panthera uncia (snow leopard), 6772 nucleotides long. RefSeq names its product poly(ADP-ribose) polymerase family member 12 (gene PARP12). The record is from RefSeq and is a predicted model, not a curated record. NCBI's taxonomy places the organism in Eukaryota, Metazoa, Chordata, Mammalia, Carnivora, Felidae. Bases 158 to 2266 code for a protein of 702 amino acids. Gene Ontology annotation, molecular function: NAD+ poly-ADP-ribosyltransferase activity; metal ion binding. The transcript has 12 exons.